Messenger RNA from Eriocheir sinensis (Chinese mitten crab), 7271 nucleotides. RefSeq names its product immunoglobulin domain-containing protein oig-4-like. The record is from RefSeq and is a predicted model, not a curated record. Lineage: Eukaryota; Metazoa; Arthropoda; Malacostraca; Decapoda; Varunidae. The transcript has 5 exons. Bases 774 to 1310 code for a protein of 178 amino acids.
GUAGGAGGAGGAGGUGGAGGGGCGGAGUUGUCUGCGAGGUAUAUGAGGCGAGGCUGGGAGGCCGCACCUUCCAGUUUGUCCUCAUCCCGGCCGUGGCCACAUCACCGCCACACCAUCACUACCGUCGCGACACACACCGGCGCCACUGACAGGUGUGACUAGACGACGCCGCGCCCUGCCUCCUCUCCUCGCUGCCGCUGCAUGAGGGGCUGUCGUGGCUACGUAAGGACGUGAGGUUACCCUGACGGUGGUCCUCGGGGCAGGUCUUGGGCUAUUAUGACCAAGGGCACAUGGGACCUCCUCCUCACGACUAGGAUGCUGACGCUCAUCAAGUAGGAGGCAGCAGGACGGACUGACGGCGUCCUCCACACCCUUACGACGUGUGCAGCUCGCAGCUCCGCCUACUCGCGGCUGAAGUAACACUUGUGCCUCUUGAUAGCUCGAUCACCACCACACCGCUGCCGCCGAGACAGUCUGUGAUACUCAAGCGGAGUACAACGCCAAUCAAAAAUCUGUCUUGUGAUUUCGUGCAACGCUGGUGUCUCAAGUGCUGAAAGCGCCUGAAUAUUAUUUUUUCUUAUUGGCGUAGGACAAGACUGCGGCGAAGGAAGUUGGUGAGCUUAACUAUAUAUAUAACUAUAUAAGUCUCGACUUCAAACUUGGCAACAAGGAUUUGGUUUAAAGUUGGGGUGAUCCUUCUGGCGCGCGCAUCCCUUCAGUGUUGAGGACUUCCUUGAGGCGAGUGAGGAGGCGUGCGGCACCAGCAGGGCAGCAUGAGGCACCACGCCGCCACACUCCUCGCGGUCACCUUCCUCCUCCUCACCAUUCAUGAGGAGGGGCGUGUGGGCGGCCUCAGCUCCGGCAGGUACUCCUACUCCUCGGCGGGCGGCUGGGGACACAAGGCCUUGGCGGAGCCCGUCUGGGGACACCCGCCGCGCAUCCACAAGAACCGCAGGAUUCCGUCGGUGAAGGAAGAGCAACACAUCAAGCCGAACAGAGGGGCGGCGCGGGUGGUGCAGGCGUCGCACUAUGAGCUGGAGUACGUGCUGGGCCGCAAGAUCAUCUUCCUGUGCACGGCGCGCGGCAACCCUCGCCCGCGCAUCACCUGGUACAAGGACGGCGUCGAGCUCUACGCCCACAACUAUUUCCAGGUACACGAGUGGGAGAUCGGCCGCCACAAGCUGAAGAGCAAGAUGGAAAUCGACCCGGCCACCCUGAUGGACGUGGGCUAUUACGAGUGUCAGGCCAACAACAUUCACGCCGUGGACCACCGGGGCUUCAGGACUCAGUACACGGCAGGCCUCUACUGAUGGGGCUGAAAGUAGCGCCUCCUGCCCCUCGGUGUGGCUCAUAGUACACUAUUCCCCUGCACGGCUCCCUCGGUGUGGCAGCUAGGUCUUCGUUCUCACUCGAAAAUGCCUCCCAGUAAGUUCUUGUGUGGCUUUUGGUGUGGCUCCCAGUACACUCAUGCCUCCCUGUAUGGCUCCCAGUAUAUACCAGGCCUCUAGAGUGGCGCCCAGCACAUCUCUGACCCCUGGUGUGGUGUCUAGUGUACCUGUGCUUCCUAAUGCGACUCUCAUCAUCAUUUCAUCAGCAACUCGCUCCCACUCGAGAGAUGGGUCACUGUGGUGUCACUGGUGCCUCCAACAUUUUCGUCAUUCAAUGCGGUUCUCUGCGGCUCCUUGGGAACUAACGAUGGACAGGCAGUCCACUCAUUUAUGUAGUGUUCCUCCCUUUUCCUUUGUCUGGUCACACUUCCCUUUCCCGGUACUGUGCCUUGAGUGAUGUUUUUUGCUAGGCCGGUAGACCUUGCGACCAGUUGAUUUUCUUUGCCUUGAUGGAGGUCACUAUAUGGUCCAAUAGCUCUUGUGACUUCCCUAAUUCAUCAUUCGUUACACGAUAACUAAGAGAUUCUGAUGUUUAUAAACUUGUGAAGGCAACUCAUCUCGAUGGUCUGGAUUUGCCUCUGAAGCCUAUAGUAAGCGUUCAUGAUUCUCAUGCACAUAAGGAGACAGGACAAGGGAGUGCAGGUGUUUGUCACGGCAUUCUGUUGUACUUCUCAUCAUACUUCUCACUUAAAGUAGAGUCACACUAACUUUUUUCCUCUCUCGAAGCCUAAGUCAUUUCUUUGUGUGGUUAUCUGUGCAAUUUUGACGUCACAGUGUGUGGCUUCCAGUACGUUUUCGCCUCAAGGUUGAAUUCUAACUAUUCCAGCGUGACUCUUGGCCCAGCGUUAGCAUUGAGUGCGACCUCAGUUUGCCUCGAGGCCCUAAGUCUGGCUGUCCAAACCAUCCUAUUGCACGUGUCUGUCGGGUGGUUCACCUCUGAAUAAAACACCUAUCCACUUCAGUCCCAAUUAAGUCGUGCUUACCUGACCCACAUCAUUCAUUUCCGGGAAGACAGCAUGAGAGGGGCGGCUGUUGAGGAUCAGGUGCGGGAGAGAACGAAGAGGGUUUAGAAAACUAGAGAAAAAAAAGAGAAUGAUGGAGGUAAAGAAACAACGCUCUCCAACCCUCUUCCUCCUCUUCCCGGGCCCGGUGGCCAACCUCAUCAGCGGCCGGCACCGGGAGUCGGGCCGUGAAUGGAAUAUCAUUUCAAUUAAGCGUCUGUGAAAGGGAGGCCGGUGUGUGUGUGUGUGUGUGUGUGUGUGUGUGUGUGUGUGUGUGUGUGUGUGUGUGUGUGUGUGUGUUAAUGUAAGCGGGUUAAAAGGCAUGAGUGCAUUAUUGUGCAGGUAACAAAUCAAUAACAAUUAUGCAAUGUUUGUAUAUAUUAGACUGAAUGAGUUUAUAUAUAUAUAUAUAUAUAUAUAUAUAUAUAUAUAUAUAUAUAUAUAUAUAUAUAUAUAUAUAUAUAUAUAUAUAUAUAUAUAUACACACACACACACACACACAUAAAUGAGUCAUGCACAUAUGGGUUGCAGCUUAAAGGAACUUUUCCGGUGACAUCAUUUUUGGCGAAGUUUUUCCUCGGAAUGCCUCGCCUCGGCUUGUAUAUUGCAACUCUAAUUGCAGCCGAAGCAGGAUGUGGCUUCGGUUCCGGAUCAACUUUUUUUCUUAUUCUAGGAAUUUCAACUUCAGCUUCAUUAAUUUUACCUGGCCUUGGCUUUGUGACAUUUCAAGGGCUUCGGUUUUGGUCAUGACGCCAAAGGCAUACGGCCUCGUGUCGUUGACCUGGAAAGAAGGCACUGACCAGGCCUGCAAAAGGUGCUGUGCGGGAGUCACGAAUACUGAGGACAUGUUGUGGUAGGUGUGGAGUCCACGUCUGGGUACGUACAGUUGCCUGGGGAUCUGGUGAAUCAGAGGAAGAGCCGUGGAUGCAGAGUCAGGGUGGGUGAAGGGUGCAGUUCGGAUACGGAAAUGGCUUCCGGGUAUAUCAGCAGGCGCACACAGGUGGGCACUUAAUAUUGAUGACGAGUGGACGGCGCCGGAUACUCUCAGCGUCAGCAAUAACGGUGGAGGCCCCACGGCGCUCUAGGGAAGGCAGGGCAGCCAGGGAGGCGGAAGUGCGGCCUUCCCCUCGUGGAGCUGAGCAGAGCGAAGGCAACGCGGAAGGAAGGCAAGAGAGGGCCGGAAGGGGAAGAAAUAAAGACGAGGGAGAAAGAGAGGAAGACUUAGGGGAGAAAGGAAGGAGGGAAGUAAGGAAUAAGGCUAAAAACUAAAGGUACAGGAACAGGAGGAAAUGUAGUAUGUGGCAGAAGAGCAAAAAAGGAAAAAAAGAAGUCUAGGUAACGAACAAAGACUCGGAAACGAAAGCAGAGAGCAUAAAACACACUUAUGCCUCAACAGUUGCCAGUGUCACGUCAUAUUGAUUCAGCUUCCUUCGGCAUGGUGACGGAACGGAACGGGACGCUGGAAAGAACGGGUCGGGACGGGAAGGGACGGGGCGCGACGGGACGGGACGGGACGGGGUGGGACGGGGAUGGCGAGGCACGGUUGGCAUCGAUCUGCCUUCAAAUGCUCUCUUACUGACAUUUCCCUUUAUUGGAGGAAAUGCGGAGCAACGUGUAAAAUCAUAAAUGGAGGAGGAGGAGGAGGAGGAGGAGGAGGGGGAAGGGGAAGGGUAGUUGGAGUGAAUGUGACAUGCUCGUGAUAUGUGCAUGGGGCGGUAGAGGGACCUUUGAUGGCGUCGGUAUAGUGGCAAUGGAGGGAAGGGAGGGAGAGCAGUAGGCGCGGAUGUGGCAGAAGAUGGCAAGGUGUGGAGGUGACAGGUGAGCAGGUGGAGGUGAUGGCGGUGGGGGUGAAGGGCCACAUGAUACAGCAAGGACUUCCGAUGCAUACUAAACGACGGAGACGGAAAAAAAAAAAAGUCGUAUAUUCAUAAAAAAAAAGCAAUACGCCACACACACACACACACACACACACACACACACACACACACACACACACACACACUACGCGCCUCAAUAUACAACGAAUACUUAGAAAAAUCCUGAUAACAAAAGACCGGUGAUUGUGUGCGCUCGCGUCCGGGGCGUGAGCAUAAAUCAUUUCACCGGCGGGGAAAAAAAAAGGAAUUGAAAAGGUUGCCUGAAUAGGUUUAUGAACACGGCCGACUGCCAGGAACAAAGCGGCCGGGAAGAGGGUGAUUUGUGUCCGUGAUGACGAUGAUGAUGGUGAAGAUGACAGAUAAUAGCGAUGAUGAUGCUUACGGGAAGAGAGGGAGAGUGGAGGAGGAAAAGGAGUGAUAAGAUGAGGAGGAGGAAAAGGAGGACGAAGCGACGGAGGAGACGAAGGAGGCGUAGUAACAGUAGGAGCAGGAAAAGGCGUAGUAACAGUAGUAACAGCAGGCGUAGUAACAGGAGGAGGAAAAGGCGUAGUAACAGUAGGAGGAGGAAAAGAGGAGAUAGAGAAAAAGGAGGGCAAGGAGAAGAACGGUGAGAAUGAGAUGGAAAGGGAGAAGGAGGAAGAGUCGAAAAAGGAGAAGAAAGAGGAAGUGGAGAAAGAGGAGGACAAGAAGGGUGAGGAUGAGGUGGAAAAGGAGAAGGAAGAAGAAAAAGAGGAGGACAAGGAAAAGAAGGGUGAGGAUGAGGAGGAAAAGGAGGAAAAGGGGGAAGCGAAAAAGAAGGAAUAAGAGAGAGAGAGAGAGAGAGAGAGAGAGAGAGAGAGAGAGAGAGAGAGAGAGAGAGAGAGAGAGAGAGAGAGAGAGAGAGAGAGAGAGAGAGAGAGAGAGAGAGAGAGAGAGAGAGAGAGAGAGAGAGAGAGAGAGAGAGAGAGAGAGAGAGAGAGAGAGUAUUAGCAGCAUCAGGAAUACUCUGCCAUAUCCCGCGCACGCCACCUCCUUCCGUCCCCUUCUCCCAUGCUUUUUCUGCAGUGACAUUUCCCCUCGUCGGACCGGCAAAGCGACAUCAGCCAUUUCCUUCCCGCUGAACCCCAACACACAAACAGGAUACAUAAAUAACGGCAUAAAGCGCAUCGACCAUUAGGAGCCACUCGAGCAUAUCGUUAUUCGUAAACAUCAAACCGAAGACCAGGAAAAUGUAUAUCAGGAACGCCUCCAGGAUCCCUUUGACAGAUAUCUCCCUUUGAAUAUUAGAGAUCUCACGUUAGGUUGGUUACAUUACAUAUUUAAGCAAAACAACCACGCAUAUCAAUAUUCGAAAUAAUGAAACUGAUAUUAAAAAAAGUAUACUAGAGACCUAGGACUUAAAUCGCAUCUACCUCCCUUUGUAUCCUGGAAAUUACACUUUGUUUUAGUCUAAGGGCUUUGAAAAAAUGGCCUCAAAAAGCUGUUCCUACGCAGAAAUUUAGAGCUGAUAAGUAUGAAAAUGAGGGCCAAAGGUGACUAGUGGAAAUUACAUGUUUUUAGUCCAAAGGUUAUAUCAAAAGGCCUCAAAAAAGCUGCUACAAGGAAGAAAUUAAGCUGAUAGACAAAUAUAAAAUGACGGCCUAAGGUGAAUAUUCGUAAUUACUUUUUUGUGCAAGGGUUAUAAAAAAAGGCCACAAAAAAGCUGCUACAAGGACGAAAUUAAGCUGAUAGACAAAUAUUUAGAAGCUGAUAGACAAAUAUUAAGUAGAAGGAAGAAAUUAAAAGCUGAUAGACAAAUAUUUAGAAGCUGAUAGGAAAAUAUUUGGAAGCUGAUAGACAAAUGUUAAAUACAAGGGAGAAAAUAAAAGCUGAUAGACAAAUAUUUAGAAGCAAAUAGACAAAUAUUUGGAAGCUGAUAGACAAAUAUUAAAUACAAGGAAGAAAAUAAAAGCUGAUAGACAAAUAUUAAAAAGCAGAUAGACAAAUAUUUGGAAGCUGAUAGACAAUUAUUAAGUACAAGGAAAAAAGUAAAAGCUGAUAGACAAAUAUUAAAUACAAGGAAGAAAAUAAAAGCUGAUAGACAAAUAUUUAGAAGCAGAUAGACAAAUAUUUAGAAGCUGAGAGACAAAUAUUAAGUACAAGGAAGAUAUUUAAAGCUGAUGGACAGAUAUUAAGAUGACGGGCGAAGGCUUCCUAUUACGUCCCUCUUGAACGGCUCAUGGUCAGCACGACGCCCACAGCAACAGCCUGGUGAGAAUAAAUUGAUGUACCGCCCUCGUCCUCCACCUGUCUGUCUCUCGCCGUCACGUGAGCCUCUAAGGAAAUUGCUUCCCCGCGGCUACCCCUCACCAUCUGUCCUCAUAAUCAAUAUUCUUCUACCCUCCUUCCUCUUCCUCUUUCUCUUCCGCUUCUUUCUUUAUUUUCAUGCUUAUUCAACCUUGUCUUCUCAUUUUUAGUUUUUCUUUGCAUUUUCUCCUAAGUCCCCCUUCCUUUAUUAUUUGCUUUGCUUGAUUCUCUCAUUGUGUUUAUCUUCACUAUCUUCCAGUUUAUUAGUUUUCUCCUUUUCAUCUUCAUCAUAUUCUUUUUGUUCUUCUUUUUCUUCUUUUUGUUGUUGUUCUUCUUCCUCUGAUUCUGCUUCUUCCUGAUCGUCCUCUCCUCUUCCCUGUUCCUCUUCCACCUUCACAUCCUCUUCCGCGCAUCUCUUUCCUCUUGAAGCCAAACAGGGAACGAUCAUCCGUCGUGUUUAAUCUUCCAGCGGUAGAGUCAAGCGGAAGAGCAGAGUGCCAGGCGGGUGUUUACGCUGUGUGUGUGUGUGUGUGUGUGUGUGUGUGUGUGUGUGUGUGUGUGUGUGUGUGUGUGUGUGUGUGUUUACAAAGGAGGCUGCAUGUGAUGGCAGUCGUGGCAAUUGAUGAAAGGAACUCAAUUUCACGAUCGUUAUUUAAACCCAUUUACUACAACUACAAAAACUACUGCUAUCACUACAACGACUACUACUACUACUACUACUACUACUACUGCCACUACUA